Molecule: messenger RNA, 224 nt
Organism: Aplysia californica (California sea hare)
Lineage: Eukaryota; Metazoa; Mollusca; Gastropoda; Aplysiida; Aplysiidae
Product: carboxypeptidase O
Biological process (GO): proteolysis
Molecular function (GO): zinc ion binding; metallocarboxypeptidase activity
Source: RefSeq, a predicted model, not a curated record
AUGUGGAGAAAGAACAGGCGCUACAUCAGACCAACUUGCACCGGGGUUGACCUCAACAGGAACUUUGACUCCAGAUUUGGAACGGUGGGCGUGUCCUCCAACUGUGGCAGCGACAUCUACCCAGGAGAGCGCGCCUUCACAGAGCCCGAGACGGCCAACAUGAGAGAGCUGGUCUACAGCCUGCAGGGGGAGCUGGUGUCUUACCUCUCCGUGCACUCUUACUC